UUAGAGUUAAGCUUAGUCCGCCAUGUUGUUCUUGUGGAGAAGAUCUGGUUUGCGCCUUUACUGCUGUUAUUUCCGAUUGAUGCUUGUUGUCUCAAUUUCUCUUCUAAUCGGCGUUUUUGUUUUCAAUAUCCUUCUCGUAAAUCAACGUCCAAGAUUUGUGGAAAAAGAUGAAAAAGGUGUGAUCCCAGAAAAUUUAGACGAAACUCUAAAGUUCUUCGAAGACAAAAGUGAAAAAAUUCCAGUCUUCGCGCAACCGAAGAAGAAGAAGCGACAAAAUCUGAUAAUUGUGGCCCAUGGUCGAUCGGGAUCCACGUUUCUGGGAAACAUUUUCAACAAUCACCCAUCAGUAUUUUAUCUAUUUGAGCCUUACCAAACAGUUGAAAGAUUGGUUCCUUUCCAGCCAAGAAACAGUCAAGAUUAUCGUGACACAGCCUUUGGCUGGAUGAAAGGCAUUUUUCGUUGCGAUUUUGUGUCCUCAACGCACGUAGACGAUCUUCAGUCAUACUAUCGCAAGGAAUAUCCCGCAAACUAUAACCCUUUCAAAAGCCUGACACUUCUUUCACCGCCAUUUUGUAUUUACAACACGACAGAUCGUCGAUGGAGUUUAGAAAGCUGUCCACCGCUGGACCGAGAUACUAUGGAUGACUCUUGUAAGACACAAUAUAGUAUGACUGUGUUGAAAGUUUUGAUCUCGCGAAUGCCUGAUACAAAUCUAAAACAAUUGCUGACAAUUUGUGACACGGAUCAAUUUGACUGUAAGUUCAUCUUCCUGGUUCGAGAUCCGCGGGGAAUCAUUCCUUCCUCGAAAGCUGUCGGGUUUUAUGGGGAUAAUGACCAAGUUCUAUUGAACGGAACACAGAGGUUUAGCCAGGAGAUUUGUGAUGCCACGUACAAAAAUUUGAACAUUAUUCGAUAUUUGGGGUCACAAAUGAAAAAGCGAUUUAUGUUGUUGCGAUACGAAGAUUUGGCAGUGAACCCUAUGGAAAUGCUACCAAAACUGCUAGACUUUGCAGGGCUUCCAGAAGAUGAGAGCUUAACAAGAUGGCUUUACCUUGCGUCCCACUCGCCUGAAACGGAAAACGAACAGACUGCAGCAAGAUGGCGGCAAGAUUCCAAACAGGGCGCCGAAAGAUGGCGUUGGAAAGUAAAAUCCUCAAUUAUCUCUGUUAUCGAGCAUUACUGCAAGGACGUGAUGGAGACUCUUGGAUAUAUACCUGUAAAUGGCUCUUACCAGAUCCAAAAAAAUCUUACAAUCAGCCUACUUGAAGAAUAUUAUGACGCGUUACAGUGGUUUCAAUAGAAGCAUUACGUGCAACCUCAUACGACUCUUACGAAUGAAGGGUUUACGAUAACUAUUUAAGUCUCAGGUUUGAAAAGCAAAAAAAAUUCUUGGAUAUUUUCAUCAUUAAUUAGGCAGACUUGUCUUUAGAGCUGAGAAUUGACGUUUGCUUGAUAUUGUUUUCAUCUGUAUGAUUUUGUUGAAUUUCAGUUUAUACGGCCAUAUUAAGAACAUGUUUCGCAUCACCGAGGCUAUUUCCAGAUUCUAGCCAAUGUAUUGUCUAAGUCAUCGAACUCUUUUCAUUACCUGUAAAAUCUAUA
Stylophora pistillata is the source of this 1599-nucleotide messenger RNA. Its product is annotated as carbohydrate sulfotransferase 1. The record is from RefSeq and is a predicted model, not a curated record. Gene Ontology annotation, molecular function: N-acetylglucosamine 6-O-sulfotransferase activity. NCBI's taxonomy places the organism in Eukaryota, Metazoa, Cnidaria, Anthozoa, Scleractinia, Pocilloporidae. Gene Ontology annotation, biological process: N-acetylglucosamine metabolic process; sulfur compound metabolic process.